AUGUGGAGGGCAGGACGAGCCAGGAGGACGCAGGAGAUGGUGCAGGAGGAGACGAGGAGGAGCGAUCUUAGCUUCCUUCACUUGGACGCGCUCAAGUCAGCAUUGUCGAGUCCUCGUGAUAGACCCUGGAACAGCACACCCUGGCCCCCGCCACCGCAGCGCGAGCCCUCCUUCUAUCCUAAGCGCCGGAUGGAGGAAGUAGGAAUGAUGAGGAAACGAAUGGAAGAGAUGUACAGGGAGAGGUACGAACAAGCAACCAGCUCCGUUGACCGACUUGUUCGCCUUGUCAACAACCAGCCUGACCCUCUAGCGUUCUAUCCUCCCAUUCACAAAGCGCCUCCCCUACCAUCGGUCAACCCGUCUGACUCCUUGUACAAGGCAGCAUAUGAGAACAUUCUGAGAGCAAACGCGAUCUUCUCAGAGGAGGCAGAGCGGAUGAAGGCAAUCCUGAAUGAUCCUGCUAGGAGCAGCAGCUGGGCCAGCCAGCCGUCUCCCCGCCAGCCGGACACAAGGAGGGUAACGGGUGAGCAAGGGACGAGCAGGUACCGAGGUACCCAGGGGUCGGAUGUGCCAGCGUCCGAUGCUCCGCCAUGGAGCAGCGAGAGGAGAGUUGACUUCUCGCCUCGUCUACAGUCGGGUGGUGAAGGGACUGGGACGAAGCCUGCGGAAGGGGAAGCAGUGAACCCGAAGUCGGAUGUCUCCGAUGUGAUAGCGGACAGGACAAGACAGAGGGUGCAGCAGGAGGUGAGGGAACGGAUCAGGAAGGCAGCAGCAGCGAGGAAGGAGCCGUCGCCUCCUCGCCCUCGCAACUCUCCUCGCAUUAGCCCACCUUUGCACCAGGACAGAAACAAUUUCGAGCUCAGCCACAUCAUGCGCUUGCAGUACCCCAGCCAACCUCUGCCAGGACUGCACCUGCACCAGCACCAGCACCAGCACCAGCACCAGCACCAGCACCAGCACCAGCAGGAACGGUCGGAGGUCUUCAAACUGUCUGAGGAGACGUGGGGAGGGAGGGCGGGGCAAGAGGAAAGAUACCUAGGAAGGAGCUCUAACCUAUUCCCCGGUGGCAACUCCCUCCCCUCCCUUGCAGAGGCAGCGGAGGAGCAGCAACCUGUCAUAGCCCUCCAUUCGCAGGAUCACAUGGACCGAGCAGGGCGAGGAGAGGAGCCUCCCCGUCCUGCGCCAACCCAGGGCAGCGCUGAGAAGAUCGUCGCCUUCCAACAGGAAGCCAACAGAGAAAGUCUGGCGGUACCGCAGUCCUCCUCGGAGGCUCCCAAGUUCCGAACGCUCAUCACUUCCAAGAUCCCUGAGAUAGGAUGGAGCGCGGACCAGAGCGAGCUCACAGACACGCCAGAGGACGAGGACGAGGACGAGGACGAGUUUGACUUGGACGAGGACGAGGAACAUGAAGCGAGGGACCUUGCGAGCAUUCAUGAGUUCCUCACUUUCAAGCACUACGUGAAGAUUAUCAGGCAGAAGGAGCUCGUCCCGCAGAUGUUCUCGCUGCACGAGGCAGUUACAGCCUUCCAUGAAUUCUCACAGUUCCAUGCGGAAUCCGGUCGGGACGAGAAGACACUGAGCGUGACAGACUUCCAGAGUUUGCUGGAGCUGCUGCUGGAGUGA
Molecule: messenger RNA, 1623 nt
Organism: Guillardia theta CCMP2712
Lineage: Eukaryota; Cryptophyceae; Pyrenomonadales; Geminigeraceae
Exons: 7
Coding region: 1-1623 (540 amino acids)
Source: RefSeq, a predicted model, not a curated record